CAAGGAAAUGAUUCAGUAAUGGGGUAUUUUGCAAAAGUAAAAAAAUGUAAUAACUCACUUGAAUAUGAUAAAGAAUAUCUUAAAUAUCAAUUCCUUCGUGAAUUAAAUUCUGAUAAUCAUAUGGAAGCCAAAAAAUAUGAAACAGACCUAUCAUUAGAUGAGCUGAUUGCAAAGUUAAGCGUGAUUGAGAAUAUCUGA
Molecule: messenger RNA, 198 nt
Organism: Acaulospora morrowiae
Lineage: Eukaryota; Fungi; Glomeromycota; Glomeromycetes; Diversisporales; Acaulosporaceae
Source: the annotation of a GenBank genome assembly